Messenger RNA from Microstroma glucosiphilum, 4034 nucleotides. RefSeq lists its product as hypothetical. Bases 333 to 4034 code for a protein of 1233 amino acids. The record is from RefSeq and is a predicted model, not a curated record. Lineage: Eukaryota; Fungi; Basidiomycota; Exobasidiomycetes; Microstromatales; Microstromataceae. The transcript has 3 exons.
CCAACACCUCGAUCGAUCAAGAUGAGGAAUACUAGGUAAAAGCCAAGAAGGGGGGCAAUCAACACAAAGUAGACUGCUACACUGAUGAUCAUAUGGUCCUGACAAUGGUCUACCAACGGGCGCUACCUUCUGAGGCGGCUGGUGUGCGGCGGGAAGCGCUUCAUCUAUUCUGCCGGGCGACGCCGCUGCCGCGAGUCAGAAGGGAUGUGCGAUUGCUCUCAGGACGUCGUCGCUCCGGCGUCCGUCUGUGCGAGGCUACUGUUCUUCUCCGCCCUCCCCUCCCACUCACCACCUGCCCCCUUGCGCUCUCUCCCUGAGAUGUGAAGCCCACGAUGACCACCACCCUCCCACUCACACCCACCAAGCUCGCCGCAAUCCCCGAGGCCCCACACAAUCUACAGGUUCUCAGCUUCAUCGCUGACCAGGGGAACUUCGUUCGCGAAGUCCGACCGCCCUCUCUGAGUCCUAUGAGAAAUACUCAAGAUCGACUCUUCGACAAUGAUCAGGGAGAAGCAUCCGUACAAGGACGACCAGGUUCAAGGUCGGGAUCAUUUCCUCUACCCGCUACCCCGCCCAGCCCGUCCGUCUCGAGGAUGGACCAGCAGCUUAGCAGCAGUCCGAUCUUGAAGGAGCGAGCCGUCAAUCUCCCAUCACACGAGAAGCCCAGACUCUCCGCUUCAGCUCUGAGUGAGAGAUCAGACCUAGACAUAGCCAAGGUCAAAAAGAGGGCGCGAGGUGCUCUGCAGGACAAGAAGGCGGGACUACGAAGAGCGAGCACCAGCAAGGCCAUACCGGAGCCCAUGCUGGAGCUAGAGGAGACAGCCAAGCGUCUCGAACAGCGUAAGAAUCGACGUCGCGAGAAAGCCCUCGUUGUGCAAGAUCGCUCUCGUCCAGUAUCAGCGCGCUUGCGGAGCAGAGCUCGAGCCCAGGACAAGAAGAGCAAAGAGAGUAACAAGGAGAACAUUGUCGAGAACGGUAGGACGACUGUCAGGGGAGUCACUAAAGAAAACAAGAAGCUCAGAGAGGCUGUACUGGCAAUGGAGGCGUAUAAGCCUGUGAGCAGGCUGGGAUCGGGAAGGAUGACAACACUACCUCCGCUCACGGUUCCUGCGUACCUCCAGACGGACGGCCGCGUCAAGCGGGGUCUCUUCUCCAAAGGAGCUGCCUCUGCUCCGGUCAAGGUCAGCGGCAAGGCCAGUGGAAGAGCCAAAAGUGGCAAGACGCACACGAAAGCAGGGCAGCGGGCUUUCUGCGAAACUCGAUUUCUGCAGACUGAGCAAAGUCCAGACUUUGAUACGGACGAGGAUAGCGCAGACCCAGAGAGUCAUGAAACGAGAGGUGACUCACGAAAGCAGAACCGAGAAAGCCGCAUCGAGCCCAAAUCUGCAACCAGCGCUGGAAAGCGCCGACCUCGCAAGAGACUGUCAUCUCAGGUCGACGACGAGUCUGGAGACGAUGGAAGCAAUUUCCUCACACAGGACUCUGCGGAUGAGGAUGAGGUCACCGAUGAUAGGCUUCAGUACCGCUCGAACGAUCAUAAGAAGGCCCGUGACAGCACAGACCUCACAAAGGCAAGACCUCACUACGGACGCAGACGCAAAAGAACAUUGCUCGCCGCUGGCCGACAUCGCAACCUCUUGACAAGUCCCGAUGGCCCAGCCGAGGACGAUGGCUCUUCUGAAGGGAUGAUCGGAGCUGAUGCUGACCGCGCAGGUAGCCAAUUUGGCUCAGAGCAAUCAGGUCUUUCGGAGUAUUCGAAAGUGCGAAGAAAGAAGGCAAAAGCUCAGCAGAAGCACAGUGAGAAGAGCAAAGCUCGUGAGGCCCGUCCCACUGAGGCGGAGGCAGCCCAGCCAAGAGGGAGCAAGAGUCGAAAGGGGAGACAGAGUGACAGCUCUGCUAAUUGCAAGUCACCUGGCCAUAGAGAUCGAGCAGCCACUCCGAAGCAAGCCGACAAAGUCGCAAGGGAGGCCGCAGUGACCCAAGUGCUUCGAGAGCUACCGCCGAACAAGAGGGGCCAGACGGCUGUUGUCAAUGGCUCGGACGACAGCAUCUACUUCGAUGUGCGUGUCAAGCCUGCAAAGACUGGAAGCUCACACAAACGUAAGCUGAUUGGCAAUGCAGUAGACGAGGAAGCCUUGCGAGCCAGUCUCGAGGGCGACUCUUCGCCGCAAGGGCACCAGGCGCGAUACAGGAGAGGCGAGGUGCAGCAGGAGCGCACGGAAGAGCGACACGAGCGCAUUGGCACAGAGAACGCUGCAAGCUAUAGCGCACAAGAGCAAGCGCCUUCAGAGGUGUCGCGCUGGCGGGGCUCGGCUUGGACGUCCCCGAAGGAAGACCGAGGACUGGCAUUGAAUGGCUUGGCCCUGCACAGAGACGACGGAGACCCAGAAGCACCCGCUGCUGACGGCAUGAGCGCAGAUGCGCCGCUAUUCGACAACCAUCAGCAAAACCAAGCUGGCACCAGCCUGCAUACACCUAUUGCACCAGACCCACUGCCGAGCCGCCUCGAUCUAGCUGAUCUGGCCAAUGGCUGGCGACUGCAGCACACCAGGCCUCAACACCACCUCACGAGCACAGUCGACGUGUCGCAUCGUGCUCAUACUUUUGCGGGCUGUAGCGUUGAGGAGAUGGCUCUGCAGAGAUUCUCAUCAGAUCCUAUGACCUCAUUGAAGGGAGUUGCGUCUACCACUACCCAUACGCCACGAGUCUUGACCUCGAGCCCUCAACGCAAUUCCGCUGAACUGAACUCAAUGGGUCUCGGUGCUCUACAAUUGGCGGACGUGCCUCUUGCACACGGACAGUCAGAAGACCACCAGCUGGGCACCAAUCUUGAGGGGCAUGACUCAUCGAGCCCUUCUGAGUCGCGCUCUUACCCAGCUAGCGGACCUUGCACCAUAGAUGAGAAUGAAGAAGAGGCACAAAGUGGUGAAGAAGUAGGCAGUCCUCGACCUUUUACCGCGGCUGCUGCUUCUACGAUCUUCGCUGGUCGCGCGGCAUGGCAAGACAUCAAAGAAGCAGUCGACGAGCGAAAUCGCUCCUUCUCCUCUGACCCCCCACGCGAAGAGCAUGACAACGCCCAGUGGCAGGCAAGUAGCGAUGACGUGCUGUUGUACAGUGCUCCCAGAGCUGCGACGCCGUAUCGCCGGAUGUCACGGCGUCUUCUGAGUCAUCUGGACAGUCAAGAGCUCGUGGAUGACAUGAAGGUGGACGAUACGUUCUGUUCGAUGCGUCCCCCGUCCCAACUCUACCUGGAGAGACGAGACAUCGGAGAGCCAGAGCUUCUGGCGGAGCAAGCCUACAGCGAGGAAGACGUCUUCCAUUCCGCCGAGGACGAAGGUCACGGUGAUGGGAUAGUGUCCGGUCCAAUCUCCCUGUGCAGCAGGCAGGGGAGCGAAUUGGUCGAGUGGCUCACGCCACACAGCUCGCAGCACAGCCAGCCUUUUGCCGUGAUGCUGCAACGGACUCUCGAAAGUACCGCUCCUCAGCUGUUUGAGCCUCCACAGCGCCUGCCCUCGGCCACGACGGCGACACGAUUCACAAGCCGAGGGCCAUUUGGCAGACUGCAGCUAGAGGGCAGGACGAACUCCGGGUCUACAUCUCAUUCUGUCUAUAGCAACAGCUCUUUUGACGACCUGGACUUUUUGUCGAUCCGACCGGGACCGGGGAGAGUAGCAGGCGCUAGCGGUACACAAGCGCCGUUGGUGGUUGGAAGGCUGCCGGACAAGAGGUCAGCAGCACUGACACAGGGCGCACUUUCGAAUCAGACGAGGGAUGACUCUUCCGCCACUUCACAGACCGGCACGGGCACGGGCAUGAUGACACGGUCUGCUCUCCCUCUGCGUGCUGCACAGCAGCAGCAGCAUGUCGGAGCGAAUUUCUGGUCACGACAGCAGGCGCUAGAGACCCAGAGAGACCUCGCCAUCCUCUUUGGCCGAGCAAGUGAAAGUAUCGAGCAGGAGACCCACGGGCCAGGGGCAGGGGCAGGGGCGGCUUCCAGUAGUCUUGAUCCGCUUGAUAUGGACUGGGCUGGGUGA